AAGGAGAACUGGUGCAGAGCAUGGCGGUGACGUCAGCGCUCCGCCCGGGCGGCAUUCCGCGCGGCCGAGCCGGGGACAGCGCGAGCCGCAGCGCGAGCGGCAGCGCCGAGCCGCGCCUCCGGAACGUAGAGUAACAAUCACAACCCCACAUUCCGGGCGAGCGCGAGCGCGAGCGGGAAGGGAUGCGAGCCGGGCUGCGGCCGACGUGAGCGCCGCCUGGGCCGGGCCCGGGGGCGGCGGGAGCCUGCCUGCCUGCGUGCGUGCGUGCGCUCCGGGGCCGGCUGGCUGGCUGGCUCGCUCGCUUGCUCGCUCGUGCGUCCUGGAAGCCCGGGGCCCCGAGCGGCUCUCUCCGGCCGUGCAGAGCCCGCCGCUGCCGCCGCCGCCAGCCGAACGGCCAACGCUGCUGCGGAGGGGAGAAGCUCCGGCUCUCCCGGCGGACGCCCCCCGCCCCCCACUCCACUCCACUCCCGCCCGCGGUGCUCCGGGGCGGGGAAGCCGCGGCGUCUUCCAGCAAGAUCGGACCCGGGCACCACACCGGGUGGCACUGAACCCUCUAGCCCGCGCCCCCGCGGGGAGCCCGGCGGGGAGAGGACGCAGCUCCUAGGGGGCCCCCCCCAGGGGAGAGGAAGAGACAGCCCCUUUCGAGCCUCCACGCACCAGCCACUCCGGGGAGGGGGCCCAGAGCCAACGGCGGCGGCCGGCACCCGGCACCCUCGCCCCCUCCCCCUGGGCCCGGAGCUGCCCGCCCGGGUCCGCGGCACCAGGAAGAAGGCGCCUGAACUCCCUUCCCGACGAGACAGCCGCAGGAGGAGGUGGGGGCGCGGCGCUGGCUGAGCUCGGCGGCCGCCCCGGCGGUGGAGACUCGCGCCCCCCUCCAGCCCCUGGGGCAGAACUUUCUCGCCCCCCCCCCUCCCCGCCUCCUCCCUCCUUCCCCCCGCAGUCGGACUCCCUCUGCAGCCGGCCGGUGCUCCCGGAGGAGAAGGCGCAGCGGAGAGCGCCCGGGCGGGGGCCUACCUUCCCCGGGGCCGGCAUCAUGUCGGCGGCGCAGGUGUCCUCGUCCCGGAGACAGUCCUGCUACCUGUGCGACCUGCCCCGCAUGCCCUGGGCCAUGAUCUGGGACUUCUCGGAGCCCGUGUGCCGCGGGUGCGUCAACUACGAGGGCGCCGAUCGCAUCGAGUUCGUGAUCGAGACGGCGCGCCAGCUGAAGCGGGCGCACGGCUGCUUCCAGGACGGCCGCUCCCCCGGGCCGCCGCCGCCCGUCGGGGUCAAGACGGUGGCCCUGUCGGCUAAGGAGGCGGCGGCGGCGGCGGCGGCGGCCACCGCGCAGCAGCAGCAGCAGCAGCAGCAGCUGAACCACGUCGAUGGCUCCAGCAAGCCCGCGGUGCUGGCGGCCGCCUCCGGCCUGGAGCGCUACGGGCUGAGCGCCGCGGCCGCCGCCGCCGCCGCCGCCGCGGCGGCCGUGGAGCAGCGCAGCCGCUUCGAGUACCCGCCGCCGCCGGUGAGCCUGGGCAGCGGCGGCCACGCCGCACGGCUGCCCAACGGCCUGGGGGGCCCCAACGGCUUCCCCAAGCCCAGCGCCGAGGAGGGGCCCCCGGAGCUGAACCGCCAGAGCCCCAACUCGUCGUCCGCCGCGGCGUCGGUGGCGUCCCGGCGCGGGACGCACGGCGGGCUGGUGACGGGGUUGCCCAACCCGGGCGGCGGUGGCGGCGGCGGCGGCCCCCAGCUCGCCGUGCCCCCCAACCUGCUGCCGCAGACGCUGCUCAACGGCCCGGCCAGCGCCGCCGUGUUGCCCCCGCCGCCGCCCCACGGCCUGGGCGGCCGCGGACCCCCGACGCCCGCGCCCCCGGGAGCCCCGGGCGGGCCCGCCUGCCUCGGAGCGCCCCCGGGCGUGGCGGCCGCGGCUUCGGCGGCCGCGUCCUCCACCUCGGCGGCGGCGGCGGCGGCGGCGGGGGCCGAGGUGGGCGUGGGUGCCGGUGGCAAAAGGCCCGGCUCCGUGUCGAGCACCGACCCCGAGCGGGAGCUGAAGGAGAAGCAGCGCAACGCCGAGGCCCUGGCGGAGCUGAGCGAGAGCCUGCGCAACCGCGCCGAGGAGUGGGCCAGCAAGCCCAAGAUGGUCCGCGACACGCUGCUCACGCUGGCCGGCUGCACGCCCUACGAGGUGCGCUUCAAGAAGGACCACUCGCUGCUGGGCCGCGUCUUCGCCUUCGACGCCGUCUCCAAGCCCGGCAUGGACUACGAGCUGAAGCUGUUCAUCGAGUACCCCACGGGCUCGGGCAACGUGUACUCGAGCGCGUCCGGCGUGGCCAAGCAGAUGUACCAGGACUGCAUGAAGGACUUCGGCCGGGGCCUGUCCUCCGGCUUCAAGUACCUGGAGUACGAGAAGAAGCACGGCUCCGGGGACUGGCGCCUGCUCGGGGACCUGCUGCCCGAGGCCGUGCGCUUCUUCAAGGAGGGCGUGCCGGGCGCCGACAUGCUGCCGCAGCCCUACCUGGACGCCAGCUGCCCCAUGCUGCCCACGGCGCUGGUGAGUCUCAGCCGCGCCCCCAGCGCGCCCCCGGGCACCGGGGCGCUGCCGCCGGCCACCCCGACGGGCCGGGCCGCGGCCGCCAGCCUGCGCAAGAGGAAGGCGUCCCCCGAGCCCCCCGACUCGGCCGACGGCGCGCUGAAGCUGGGAGAGGAGCAGCAGCAGCGGCAGCAGUGGAUGGCCAACCAGAGCGAGGCCCUGAAGCUCACCAUGUCGGCGGGGGGCUUCGCGGCGCCGGGCCACGCGGCGGGGGGCCCGCCGCCGCCGCCCCCGCCGCCCCCGCCGCCCCUGGGCCCGCACUCCAACCGGACCACCCCGCCCGAGAGCGCCCCGCAGAACGGGCCGUCCCCGAUGGCCGCGCUCAUGUCGGUGGCGGACACGCUGGGCACGGCGCACUCGCCCAAGGACGGCAGCUCGGUGCACUCCACCACCGCCUCGGCGCGGCGCAACAGCGGCAGCCCCGUGUCGCCCGCCUCCGUGCCGGGCCAGCGGCGCCUGGCGUCCCGGAACGGGGACCUGAACUUGCAGGUGGCGCCGCCGCCGCCGCCGCCGCCGCCGCCCAGCUCCCACCCGGCCAUGGACCAAGUGCAUCCCCAAAACAUUCCGGAUUCCCCGCUGGCCAACAGCGGGCCCCUCUGCUGUACCAUUUGCCACGAACGCUUGGAGGACACGCAUUUCGUCCAGUGCCCGUCCGUCCCCAGCCACAAGUUCUGCUUCCCUUGCUCUAGAGAGAGUAUCAAGGCCCAGGGGGCCACCGGCGAGGUGUACUGCCCCAGCGGGGAGAAAUGCCCCCUGGUUGGGUCGAAUGUACCUUGGGCCUUCAUGCAGGGUGAGAUCGCGACUAUCCUCGCUGGGGAUGUAAAAGUGAAAAAGGAGAGAGACCCUUGAACCACGAGAGCCGCCUCCUUUGCCCCAGACCAGCCCCCCCUCUGGUCCAGAGCGCCCCUCCCCAAUCCCCGUGGACCUUCCCUCCCCCACUCCCCCCCAGAUGUAGAAUUGUGAAUAUAACAAAACUGCAAAAAGUUAGUCUUAUGUAUAGACAUUAUUUUCGUCGUAUGUUUCUAUAUUUUGAAACAAAGGUAUGUUAACUUCUUCAUUUGAAGGAUAAGCUGGUUUGCGUUAUGCAGUAUCCUAUUGGUUGGGUCAUUUGCAUCAUCUUCGUUAGCAUUUAUUUGGUGUCAGAGUGUUUGCUUAGGUACAGAAUUAAUAGCCCUUAGCAACGAAAGCUGCUGGUGUGUAUUUUUGUAAAUGUAAUGCACUCUUCUGAAAGGAAAAAAACACAAAAUGACUUUUUUUUUUGCCAAGGCCAGUGUUGCUGCCUAAAAAAAAAAUAUAUAUGAUGCUAUAAAAUGGUGAAAGCUUCAUUCUAAACAGCCCCAAGUGUUGAAGUCUUCACUUAAUUUUGUUCUGUUUUGUUUUGUUUUUCUUGUUUUUGUUUGCAAAAUGGUAAAGGGGGGUGUGGGGGGGAGCGGAGGUGUUUUUUUGUUGCAAGUUUGUGAGGGAAAAUGUUUUGGUUUGUUUCUCCUGACCUGAAUGUGUUGGAUCUUCACGUGUCGUUUUGUUUUUGCUUUCUUGAUGCACGGAUGCUUUUGAACAGUAGAGCGAAAUGCUAGACCUGGAGAAUCUGCUCUGUUUGUCCUUUAUACAUUUCUGUAGUUUAACAGAACACUGUAAUGUGCCUUGGAGCUUAGUAACUUGUAAUAAAUUCAAUUGAUAUUAAUCCUG
Messenger RNA from Sorex fumeus (smoky shrew), 4249 nucleotides. RefSeq names its product interferon regulatory factor 2 binding protein like (gene IRF2BPL). Gene Ontology annotation, molecular function: transcription corepressor activity. Gene Ontology annotation, cellular component: nucleus. NCBI's taxonomy places the organism in Eukaryota, Metazoa, Chordata, Mammalia, Eulipotyphla, Soricidae. The record is from RefSeq and is a predicted model, not a curated record. Gene Ontology annotation, biological process: regulation of transcription by RNA polymerase II.